Labeo rohita (rohu) is the source of this 18053-nucleotide messenger RNA. It is a transcript of the gene elfn2a, whose product is annotated as extracellular leucine-rich repeat and fibronectin type III domain containing 2a. The transcript has 3 exons. Gene Ontology annotation, cellular component: plasma membrane. Gene Ontology annotation, molecular function: protein binding. Bases 638 to 3439 code for a protein of 933 amino acids. The record is from RefSeq and is a predicted model, not a curated record. Lineage: Eukaryota; Metazoa; Chordata; Actinopteri; Cypriniformes; Cyprinidae.
UCUCUUUCGCGCCAGCUCAGUCCGUAUCUCCGUCGGUCUGAAUCCUCAGCGCUGGCAACGGAUAAUAAACUGCCUUUCCGCAGCAAUACGUGGCCAACGGAACAGCCCGCAACAGAGUGGACUUUCACAGAAGAUUGGGUGUUUUGAAUGCAGGGUCUUCCCUGGUUGGUUGUGAAGAUCUAAGUAAACAAAACAGUUAUGACUGACCUUUGGAUCUGAAAAGUGGCAGCAGAGUCCUUCUGAAACAAGAAGCCUCCAGAACCAUCCAAAAUACAGAGCGGAGUUCAAAUUACACCUUGAAUGGUGAAUUACUAGAGUGAAAAGAUCCAAAGACUGACAGAUUGAAAGCAUUGCUCAGCGGUUCAAAAGGAGAGCAGUCCAGAAGUCAAAGACCAUGAGUUACAGUUGUGGCAAGCAACGCUAUAAACCUAUAACACGGACCACGUAAAAUGGGGACUAUGUUUGGCAUUGUGGUCCGUCAACAGCUGUGACUGCCCUCAAGACACUUUUUUCCCCAGAACCUGUGUCUUUGUAAUCCUAUUGGCCGUCCAUCUCCUCUGAUCAUUUUUCUUAUUUUGAGCCCUAACCUCUUUCGUUUUCCACCUUGAUCAAAACAAAUCCAGUUUUUGCUCCUAAAAUGGCUCGCAGGUGCAGCUUAUUUUGUGCUUUUCCACCCUCCUUUCUCAUCAUCUCUCUCCCUGUGUUUCUCCUCCUCCACGUACCUUCUUUUGUGAGGGGUGACUGCUGGCUAAUUGAGGGGGAUAAAGGCUACGUGUGGCUGGCAAUCUGUAGUCAGAACCAGCCUCCAUAUGAGACAAUCCCACAGCACAUUAACAACACCGUCCAUGACUUAAGGCUGAAUGAGAACAAGCUCAAAGCGAUUUUCUUCAGCUCCCUCAGCCGAUUCACCAACCUUACCGACCUCAACCUCACCAAGAAUGAGAUCUCCUACAUUGAGGAUGGUGCCUUCGCAGGACAGGCCAAUCUACAGGUCUUGCAGUUGGGAUAUAACAAGCUAACUAACCUCACGGAGGGGAUGCUGCGAGGGUUGGGUCGAAUGCAGUGCCUGUAUCUGCAGCAUAACCUUAUAGAGGUAAUUGCUACCAAUGCCUUCUGGGAGUGCCCGAGCCUUAGCAGUCUUGAUCUUUCCUCUAACAAAUUAGCCAAGCUUGAUUCAUCCACUUUCUCCAUUUUGGGUGGGCGGCUAAUAGUGUGCGAACUGGCUGGAAAUCCUUUCCACUGUGGCUGUGACUUGUACGGCUUCCUUAUCUGGCUAGAGGCAUUUGACAAUGUCACUCACACCUAUGACAGGCUCCAAUGUGAAACCCCAAAAGAACUUUUUGGUUACCCUCUCCUGAGCCCUAGAGGUAAUCAUGGAAGAAAUGCUCGUUCUAUUCUGUCAUCUAUGUGUAAAGAUGGAGUGAUUUUUAGGGGCAUAACUGCCCUGCCUCCUGACGUAGACCUUUAUUCUGGGAUGGGGAUGGAUAUUCAUGAACCAGUGGGACCUUAUCCCCAGCCCACAGCUACAUCAACCACAGACCCAACAUACAGCCCCACCAUUAAGUUGCAAACGGUCUCCCUCUCUUCCGCAUCCCUCUUGGUUCAAAUACCCAAGCCCUACAGCAAGAUGUACAUUCUAGUGCAGUACAACCACACCUAUGUGUCAGAUGUCAUGAACUUAAAGAACAAGAAAGAGAUUGUCAGACUAAACAACCUAAAGCCCCACACAAAUUACACCUUUUGUGUUGCCUCCAUUCGCAAUUCCCAGCGGUACAAUCACACUUGUCUGUAUUUUGCGACUCGGGCUCCAGGGCCAGAUGACUUGCGAGUAACCCCUUCUACCACCACCCAUUACAUUAUGACCAUUCUAGGCUGCCUGUUUGGGAUGGUCAUUGUGUUGGGCUUGGUGUAUUACUGCUUGCGUAGGCGUCGAAUGCAGGAGGAGAAGGAAAAGUCAAUUAGCGUUAAGAAAACUAUCUUAGAGAUGCGCUAUGGGCCAGAAGCAGCUGCUGCAGCAGCCAAGGAUCCUUCAGCCUUGCAGAAACUCCAUGACCAGUCCCAUCAUCAACACCACCAUGGCAAAUUGUCCCAGUCAGCAUCCUCCAGCUUGGGCGUCCUUCACGGUUCAGCUAACACCACCUCUUCUCGACUUUCUUCACUUCCACAAGUAGAGAAGAUGGCUACAGCUUUCUCAGAAGCCAUGGCUACCAGUAAGGGCAACUACAUGGAUGUAAGAACGUCAGCAGGAGGGGAGGAGCGAGUAAGAGAUGGAAUUGUAACAGGGUCAGGGGAUGAAAUCACAAGGGAUGAAAAUGGGAUAAAUGGAGGAGAUGACUCUGAUGAUGAUGAUGGCCGAGAUUCCACAUCAGAGAUCUCCACCAUUGCCAAGGAGGUGGACAAGGUAAACCAGAUUAUCAAUAACUGCAUUGACGCACUCAAACUAGACUCUGUAGCUGUUGUGGCAGCAGCUGCGGCCACUGCAACUACAGCAGAUAACACUGCCUCUCCACCACCUCCUAGUGUCUCUUCAUUAGCCAGGGGGCUAAUUCCACUUUCCCCUACCAUCACAGAGACAUGCCAGAUCAUGUCGUCCCCUAAAAUCCGUCCUCCACCCCCUGUUCCUCUUGUUUUGCCCCUUUCUGAGCGGCCUGGCAUCAGCGGAGGGGGGUUUCUCUCCCCUCCCUACAGGGACCCACCCCCAGCUACAGCAUCACGGCCCUUGCAGAGGCAACUCAGUGCAGAUGCUGCAGUUGUUCCUAUCAACUCUGUUAAAAAUCGCUGCAGCGUUUCUUCCGGUGGCUCUGUCAAAAGUGCUCGGGUCUUUAGUGUGGAUGUCCCCGACCCUCGAAACCCAGAGUCAUGCAAGUAUCCUGAGAAAGGCAGCCCUGUUCGGUGCGGGGAGCCACUGGAGAGGUUGCCCCUAAUAGGGGUUCAGGGAGUCAGUAAUGGCAGAGGAGAUGGUGGCAGUGGGGGUGGAGGGGGAGCCGGUGGUGGCAGUGGUGGUUCGGGUGGGUGUGGUGUUGUGGUCGGAGGUGGGGGCAGCACAGCUCAGCAGCACCACUUGGAGGUGCACCCAGACUACCACUGCUCAGAGCACCGACACUCCUUCCCCGCCCUCUACUAUGAGGGUGCCACUGACUCCCCUGCCCAGAAAGUCUCCUUUCUAAAGCCUCUCACUCGCACCAAGAAGGACACUGCCUAUUCACAGCUUUCUCCCCGCCACCACAAUUACUCAGGGUAUUCCUCUAGCCCUGAGUACUCCUCCGAGAGCACUCUUAAAAUCUGGGAGCGCUUCCGACCGUACAAGAAAAGCCCCCGUGAGGAGGCCUACAUAGCCGCUGGCCAUGCUCUUCGAAAGAAAGUGCAGUUUGCGAAGGAUGAGGAUCUCCAUGACAUUCUGGACUACUGGAAGGGGGUGUCUGCACAACAGAAACUGUGAUGCUUGUGAGAGACAUGACAGCAGGAGGAGAGGUUGUGGAGAAAAGAACCGAUGACUCUUGAGACAGCUCGGCAGACUCCAUCAGCAGGUGCUUUGGUCCCUACAGACCACCACAGAGACAAGUGUUCUGAAAGAGACAGAAUUAAGCAGGUGUUCAAAGCUCAUUAAGGCAUAGAUAAGCAACCAACCAGAAAUGCACAGGAAAUGUGGCACUUAAAAAGGCAUCCAGUUUCAGUUUAGAACCCUCCAUUUUACCUUGCACUGUAGUUUGACAAGAUAAUAGUCUUAAAUGGGGAAUUAGUGGUUUUAUUUUACAAAUGCCUGAAUAUAGUUUCAAGAGAUGGUGGUAACUGAUGCUUGUCAAGAUGAUUGUUUUACAAUGUUAAUUAGUAAGAAGAAAAAUCGUGGAUUUUGUUUGACUGAAGCCACAGGUCAACACAAGGACACCCUGUUCCCUCCCAUUCCCUAAUGUUUGCUCAAGCAAAGCGUAUUCAUUGAUUUGAGACACCUACACAAAUUUUACACAGCAUGUGUGGGACACAGUUAUCAAAUCAGUGGCAGCCAUUUGUACAUGCUUUAUAUUCAAGCAGUGUGGCAAUUCGAUAAAACACACAAUGCUAAUUCCUUUUUGGCAUUCAUUUGUGGCAUAGCCAGCCUCAAAGACAUUCUUCUCUUCAUUUGUACUCUUUAGACAGUUUUUAUUCUAAGAAGGGAAAGAGUAAAAUGGAGUUUAAGAAUGGAAUCUUCAUGUCUUAAUUUGAUUUUACAAGCGGCAGCUAGAUACAGAUCCCAGUGUAGUAAUAGGUUGAUAUACACAGGGUUUACAGUUGUGUAUUAAAUGUUGAAGCACGUUACACAAGGAGCUUGCUUUGUUUAGCCUGUUGGGAGCUUUAACAAAUGACACACUUUCAUAAAAUGCCAAACUUAAUUUGCAAGCUAUAAUUUCAGGACAUGUUAUACAUAUAAUUUCAUAAUUACUGUCUUGCUGGUGUUUGGGUAAAAAUUUCAAUGACCUUUUAAGCUUAUCACAGGCACGGAAAUCCUUGAAGAGGCUUUAAAUAUGUAAAAUACUUCUAUAUUUUUGUUUUCUCUCCAUUGAUUCCAGAGAAUCAGAUGCCAUAUUUGCAUUUAAAUGAUUAUUUGGUCAGGUCUACUUUCACUGAAUACUACAGUAGCUCUGCUGUUGUCUCUCCCUAUUGAUCUGACCUUCUGUUUCCUAUUAUAACUCAUUUCUCUUGACCUAAUGUCGGUUGUGGUCAAAUUAAGGAUGGUAUGAAACAAAUUCAAUUAUUUCUCACGCUUGAUUUUUUUAAGACCUUGUUGUUGUCCUUGCAUGGCUUUAUAGGGGAAAUUAAUUACAAAUUUGCAGCAGAGGAGUCAAGAGGUCACAGAGGUGCUAAUAUUAUUAACACUGCCAGAUUGGAGAAGUGAUUGAAAUUAAUCUCACCCUUUCCGGUCAGGUUAUCACCCAGAAUGUAUCCCUUGAGUUUUGCUGGUUCGCCUGUGGCAAACUGAAGCUCUUCAUCUUUAAAGCAAUUUACUGGUUUAAAAUACACCUCAAGCUCUUUGAAAUAGGCCUCUGGGCUUUGAAAUUUUUAAUGAUAAAUUGAUAAAUAUUAACUAAUGAAUGUAGAUCUCAAUACCUUAUGGUUGACAUGCACUGUGUUCUCGCAGCAUCCUGUGCAGACGUUAUUAGAAUUCAGCCAGGACAUAGAAAUUGAUCUUCAUUUUACAGUCGCGUUUAAGCAUUAAAACUUAUGAAUGCUCAGCAUGCAUCAAUAGUAUGUCGCAUCAUCCUUCAAGGUUCAAAAUCAAUGCUCGGUAAUUGAGAAUUGACACUGUCAAGUCAAAAUACAGAGGUUUGCUUCGUGGACCAUUUUACUGAAACCUCUCAGAGUUAAUUCCUGAUUGCAGUCAAUCGCAGGCUACGAGAUCAUAAGACAAGAUGAAUAUUUAGAAAUUGGUUACCCUGUUAAGAAGCUAAGCUAAUGUUUUGUUUUUGUUGUGUACAUCUGUAUAGAAUAGUGCAAGAACAUUAAUAUGACAACGCAGACCCAUACCAUUAGCUUGCAACGAAGCGACAAACCCACACAUGCAUAUAUUCCACCAUCAUUAGCUUUCUUGAAAUCUCAUUUAUUCCUAUUUAAGAUUCCAAAAGUUGUUUUUUCCCCACUAUUUUCCAAAAUUCAGUUAGGAGAUGACUUUUCUAAACAGCCUCAAGGCUUGCGUUAUUGCACUGUGGUUGGGAGAUACCAAGCUAAGACAAUUUGAGAGAAAUUAUUGUGCUCUUGGAAUGUUUUAAGUAUUUUGUCGGCAUAUGGGAAUGACAGUUAUUUGUAGUUUGAUUUCCUGCUGAUAAGUUGGUUUUUUGGUAACGUAUGUGUGUGUAUGGUCUUAAAGAUAUACAAUGAGAUAUAACUGAUGGCUGACUGUGAAAACUGUGACAAACACACAACCAACAAGAGAACAAUCUAUACUAACAAUGGUUACAUACAGUAUAUGUACAAGUAGUAUUAGAUUUCCAAUGGGUAUGUCCAGUGAAAACAAAAUCGCUGUAUGUGUACACGUACAUCCGAACACUCACACACAUAUACACAAAAGCAUAUGCAGAGUGUACAAUCUACACAUACUGUAUAAGUUUACAGACACAUAGUCUUAAAAGUGCCCUCUAGGCACUAAAACAAAGAGUGAAUUAUUUUAAAGGACGGUGCCAAACAUUUGUAUUACAAGAUUGUAACUGUUAUUUAUUUUUUCUGCAGCAUUUUAUUGAAAUGUCAUUGUUGUGGUUGGCGUUUAUUUGAGGUGAUUUUAAAUUUUAGAUAAAAUUACAUGUUAAUAUACUGGAUUAAUUUUUGCCCUCCAGAAUGCGCUCCUGAUCAGGUGUACUCAAGGCCAAAACCUUUGCGCAAUUUUGCUGUGGAUUUUGUUUUGAUUGAUUCCCAGGUAUAUUAAUACAUCCUAAUGGAGCUCAAGCAUUCCGAAUCCGGAUCUUACUGGAAAUACUUCAGGAAAAAAAAAUCAGUUUUGCUCACAUAAAUGCCAGUGUAAACUCCCACAACACGGGUGAGUAAACUUCCCUUCUUUGUACGGUUUUACCGAGAACUGUAGUUUCAACAAUUUCUGUCCUCCCACUAAUAAAGUUUUAAACAGCAAAAGACUUACAGCCCACAAUUCUCUGGCCUCCUACCAUCUUGUCCGUGGAGAUAAUAAGCUUUUCAAAACCAACCAUUGUCCUCUGAUGCACUUGUCAAAUUUAGUUGCACGUUCAGAGUGUGAUGAAGCCUUUUUUCCCUUCUUUUUUUUCCUGCUAAUGUAUUGUGCCAGCGAUUUCUCUUUCAUAUCUCUAUUCCUCAUGCUCCAGCUGAGUGUUCGUGCUUAUGCUCCUGAAGCCUUGAUGAAAUGAAUUUAGUGUGCGGUUAGAAAAACACAGAAAGGUUUUCUUGUUUUAAUGAGCUGUACGUUCUUUCGGCUGCUUUAAUCAGGCCAGGCCCCCUCAAGACCCCUGAUUAGACCCCAGAACAAGGAAUAAAAUGUCAUUCACACUCUCUAUGGCACCACUCCGGGUUUAAUGCAAAAAGAAUCGCAGAGCAUUCCCAACCCCCUUAUCUUGAGAUGGGUAUUAACUCAGCGGGUUAACCAAGACCUUAGAAAAGAGCCUGCUGUGACCCAGGCUCAAGUUUUGCGUGCUUUUCAGUCAAAUGGUUUUUGAGUAAUAAGCGAACCGAGCCUGGGGAAUAGAACAAAUAUAUUUAAGUGAUGGAUAGGCACAUGUUUUAAGUAUAUCCUCAGUAAAAGAUCAGGUUUGAUGUAGACUACUAAUUUAGUUUGCUUUUAUGACGACGUUCUAUUAAAAGUUAGCAUUAAAAAGAAAUUUGAAUGCACUUUACUUCAUCUGCGUGUUAUUCCAAAGAAAAGCAAUUAAUAAUCUUUCACCAAAAUGUAAACUUGUUUUGCCUGACUUUCCAUUUCAUUACCUCUUGUUUCGCAUUAACCAGCUUUUUUGUAGAAAAUGCAGCCCUUCUGAAUUUUCUAGUAGUUAACGCUGUUGAAAAAAAAAAACAGCAUAUGCUGGUAGGGAGAUUUUGAUGCUGGUUUAAGCUGGUCCUUUGUUGGUUUAUGAUGGUCAUAAGCAUCCCAGCAUCAAAACCUACCUACCAGCAUAUGCUGUUUUUUUUCAACAGGGAAUGCAGUUAUUCUGUUUAAAGUUAAAGGGAAUCCUGGGUAUUAAGAAUUGUUUGGCUUAAUAAAACGUAAAUAAUGUCUUAUACCGAAAUAUGUAGUAGAAAUUAUUGUUAUUUUAAUACAUAUGUUUUAUACAUAUUUUAGACUAUGGGGGUCCCAUUACUUUAGGUCAGGAGUGCAUUCUGCAUUGAUGAUGUGAAAUGGUUGCGCUUCGUGAGAUACUGGCAUUAGCUGUUGCUAUUUUGCACAACUCUGAAAAUAAAAUACUGACACAAUGCCACAUUGUGCGGCUUUUGGUUGUAAUUUUCAGUCGAAGGGCAACAAGAGAAGGAUGCAAGUCUUCACUGUGUUCCUAGCGAUAAGAAGAGGAGAAACGAAUGGGAAGAUGCUGGUGGACGAAUAAAACUUAUUAAAGACUUGCGUUUUUGUUCUCUCCACUUUAGCCCUGAUCCUUUGAGGCUUUUAGUAGACCACAGCUACUUAAAGAGCUUACAAAUGGCAGAGACAAGAAAUGCUAGAUGCCAUCCUGGCAGGAUGUAAACAUACUGACUCUUGUCAUGACACCGCAGCCACUGAAAGAGAUUCUGCAUUUCACUCCAAUCGAUAAAAAUCGAUAGUACGACAUUUGGUUUAAGCCUAUGUUUAUAUCCAUUGCCACCUGUAAGCUCUUUCAGUAGCUGUGGUCAUCUUAUAAGUAUUUUAUUUUCUGAGUUGUGUUGCGAUAAAAUAGCAACAGGUAGCACUAGUAGCUCACAGAGUGCAACUAUUUCACGUUAGCUAAAUAAUGGGGCCCCUAUAGUCCAAAAUAUGUAUAAAAGAAUGUGGAUUUUUUAAACAUUAACAUUAAAAUUUUCAUGGGUUUUCUACUACAUAUUUCAGUAAGAUACAUCAUUUACAUUAUUUUAAGCCAUACAAGUCUUAAUACCCAGGGUUACAGCAAGGCACGUUUACAGCAAAAUGUCAAAUUAAGUUGGAUUUCAGCUGGGAAUACGUCAAGAUUCUCCUAAGGGUAAACUAUGUCCAAGUCCAAAAAUCCUCAGAAACAGUGUUUCAAGAGCUUGUAUGUGUUGCCUCUUCUUUCCAUUUCAAACAAUUCGAAGUACACAUAAUGUCGAUUGAAUAUCCUGUUAUGCCACAUUAGAGAAACAAAAUGGCUUUUGAAUGCUGUUUCAUGUUGAUUUUAUAUCAAAUUUGAGUUGGCACAGUUUAUAGUAGCCUAAAUGCACUUUAAAAUGGAAGUUAAGUAGUUAGUCAAGUUUACUUUAUUUAGAAAAACAACUCACUUUAAUAAAAAAUAAAUAAAUAAAAUAAGAAACACGACUAAUGUAACCAUUCUAAAGAAAAAAAGGUUGUAUUGUUAAAGCUUUUGGAGCAAGUGAGCCGCCAUCUUGCAGUACCACAACGUGUGACGUCACGUGGUUAAUUUUCUCUGAUGGCCAGUAUAGUAAUAUAAGCAUUUCUUUACAAUUUUGAACGCAUGCUUGUUUUGAAAUGGAGGUAGAUGAACUUUAAAGGACAGUGUCGGUGCCUUUGCAUUUGAGCCGAUACGACGAUGGGACCGAGCAGUAAUAAGGGGCUGAAGAAGUCGUGAACUUGAUGGUUUGGGAUAAAGUGCGGAUCGGGAACAAUACGCGUUUACGUGGAUACUCCUCAAGACUGGCAUUCCGACAUCAUUUUUUUGUGAAUUUGCCGAUGAAGGCACGAAAGAAAGCUCAAUUUGGUACUUGCCUGCUGUCUGCCGUGGCGUGUGCGUGUGCGUGUGGCGCCGCUGGUGUGAACAGAAACGAUCUACCACAAUGCGUGAGUACCGCAUUUAAAUCUCUUUCAAAAAAGGUCUAUGACCUCGUGUACGUGCUCCAUUGAAAUCUAUUUCGUGCUGUCCCAUGUCUGAAUAGCUUAAAACACUUUAAUAUUCAAAGUGACAAGGCUUAAAACACGUGAGAAUGCUUUAUUGAGGAAGCAGCACUGGCCCGAUCAUUCAGACAGCAGAAAGUGAAUUGUAUUUGCAGGUGAACAUAAAAAUGUUACAUACAACUGCUAAACAAGUCAGUGUCAUGCAAAUAUGUCUGAAUGGUCUUAAAUAACAAUAAAAUACGACAUGAAUUAUGUUGUAUGACACAUUGUUUGUUUACAUCAUGUUGCGCCUUGCAUUAUGAAAACGAUAGGCUCGUUUGAGAUGCGCCUCGCCUCACCUGAAAUGUAGGCGAGAGUAGGCGGCUGCAGUAAGGGGAGGAGUGAAAUAAGUGCAGUCAAGAUGGACAGUUCUGACCUCUCGAAGUAGAACAGAUACCUACGAGAUCAAAGGCGGAUAAGGCGUUAUCACACUCACAUGCUGUGUUGCUGAUAAACAUGAUAUAAUUUCAGCUCUGUUGGUUUUAUAUGAAAAUAAAUAUGAUGAACAAGACACUCAAAGUGCUUGCUAUUUAAUUCCAUACGAAAGGCGUAUUUAUCAUCCAUUUUUACUUUAAUACAAACGUGUAUUUUAGAUUUUUAUAGAAAUAUGACAACAAUCACAUAUCUCACGCAGAGAUCGCACUGGCAUAGUGUUGGGGAAUAUUCAUGCAUAAUUUAAACACACAAUCACAUGAUAUUAGAUUAAAAAAUAAAACAUUUUAGAAAAGAACGGUAACAUCAAGGUUGUCUGAACCAAUGAGCUUUAAGCUUUGUCGUCAUCCAGGCGUUUCCCAUUGUGCUUUUGGUCAGUGCAGUCGGUGGAGAGCUACUGCGCUCAACUGCUCAAUCCGACACAGCCGCCUCGCCGUCGCGAGACUUUUUUGGCACACGUCAGCAUGACAUCAGAGCAAGACGGACAUAACUCGGACACGUUUCUAACCGGCAUGCAUCUUGCGGUGAUCACCGGUGAUCGAUUCUGCGCAGAGUUUGCUCAUCUCAAACAAGCCUAAUGUCUGGGAUACCAAGAUCAAAAUUAAGCAUGUAGACGGUUUGAUGUUGAAUAUCCAUCAAAAUUAUGGUGAAAACCAAAAUAUUUGUGUGUUAAACUAACAUUCUUGUGUUCAAAAUGUAAAGAAAUGCAUAUACUGGCCAUCGAAGCGAACCAACCCCGUCACAUCACACACUGUGGUAUUGCAAGAUGGUGGCGUCAUUGCUCCAAAAGCUAUAACAAAACAUCCUUUUUUCUUUAAAAUGGUUACAUUAAUCAUGUAUGCUAUGUUUUUUUUAGUUAAAUUGGACAUCACUUUAGUAAAUAAUGUAAACUUAACUGACUGCUUCAAUUCCACUUUAAAGACUACCUUUCAAAUUCCAAUAGCAAACAUUACUGCAACUAUUCAAAUUCUGUGGGUCAAGUUCACCAAACAUCUCCACACUUCCUGUAGGGCAGGCACCAUCUAGAGGUAUGACAGGAAGACAGUGCAGCCGCCUUCAUACUGUGAGGGUCAAGUCAAGGUUGAGGGCUACACUGAACAAACAGGGGAAAAGACACAAUUUUACAGUUAUUUUUGCGCAAAAACAGACAAAAAGUGGCUCAUGUGGCUUAAAGCAUAGCUCGACCGGAUUAAUUUUUAAUGUGCCUCAAAUAUCAAACUUCCCUCAGUCUGUCAGGUUGCGAAAAGUCAUGUUAUAUACACUUUUAACAGAAAUGUACUGUAUAUAUUUUCCAGUGCGUAGGUUUGAGGAAAAGGUCUAUAGGGGGUGUUUUGGAAAUGGCGUUUGUAAUUCUCUUCACCCUGAGCAGGGAUUUAAUUACCCCUAUUUGCCAAGACCGAGGGACUGCUGAUUUUUAUCAUGCUGUGAAAAGAAAACAUAUUGAGGGACAUUUUAAUCUUUUCUGUUGGUUUUGUUAUUAGCUGUCAAGUCUGGUGGACUGUUAGACAAAUACAUUAGUUUACAGCAUCUCAGAUUAGUUGAGAAAAUAUGCCGUUCAAUUUCAUAUUUGUGGUCCCUUGGAGUAAUAAAUACGGUUUAGUUUGCAAGUUGCAUUGAUCAGUCCAAAUAGGCAGCGAUAUUGGCCAAAGGCACAUUUACGACCUCUCUUGUGCGUCCGUUUCUUGUUUAACCAGGCAAUCAAUCUUUUCAUGAUGACCAUAGGGGCGUCUGAUUUCUUAUUCAUACAAUUCAAGAACACCUCACAGCAUUUUCCGACCCCUUUGAGGUUUGCGAGCUAUAGAUGAUGUGGAUAUUUUAUUCAGAGUUGAGUGAAAUGCUUCGAUACUCCCAAGGAACCCCAGAGACGUGGUGUAUACGCAACAGGAAAAUAAAAACUCGUUUUUCACUCAUAUCCUGCCGUAUGUGCACAAUACUGCUUUCCACGAUCACUAAAUUGAGGGCCUCCGGUUAUCACAACAAGAAUGACUUUGACUUUUAUGCAUGUACAGUGUAUGAGUUUCAGAAAGAGCGAUAAAUGUGAGAAAGAGUUUUCAGUUGGAAUUCAAAAAGCAGUUUGUUUCGACCUCCGGGCGUGAUGUUCCAUUUAGAAACAUGCAAAGUGGAUGUGCCACACUAGAGUGAGUGAGAAAAAAAAAGAGGAGCAAACACAAUGAGAUAUUCGCUUGAGAGGGAAGAGGAGGAAAACACAAAUCCUCUUAAAGUGAGGGACAUGGUUUUGCUCUUUGAUUUUCCUCUCACUUUAAAAGUCAGCUGGAAACAGCGUUUGCAAACCAUGCUACUAGUGUUAUGGGACAGAUUUUUAAGUGAAACAGGAUAUCCAAUGAUCAAAAUAUAGUGUGAGGCAUGGUUUUUUUAAUUUAAAUUUUCUCCAUAUUAAAGGUUCUAAGAGGGGACGAGUUGAAUUAUAAGAGGACUUGAAGGGUUAGUUCACCCAAAAAUGAAAAUUCUGUCAUUAAUUACUCACACUCAUGUCAUUCCAAAUCCGUAAGACCUUUGUUCUUCUUUGAAAUGGCGACAGAAGAGAAGCAUUGUUGAACAAAGUCGUUAUUUUUGUUUUCUUUGUGCAUAAAAAGUACUCUCUUAACUUCAUAAAAUUACGGUUUCAUCAGAAAUAUCUUAAUUUGUGUUUCGAAGAUGAACUAAGGUCUUACGGGUUUGGAACAACAUGAGGAUGAGUAAUGACAGAAUUUUCAUUUUUUUUGGUGAACUAUCCCUUUAAUGUAAUGUAGUUUCUCUGUAUUUUGAUGAAAGAUUACUAACUUUUUCUUUUUCUUUGGAAUAACAUAAACUAAUUAAAUGUUCAUAAGACCAGGAACAUGAUGGUCUGGUCUAUUUGGAUUUCAUGUUAAUUUUUAAAAAAGGUUCACCUACGAUUUUGCUGAAGGAGUAGAUAUUUACAAUGCUAUGUGUUACGUGAAACGCAAACUGUGGUUACAACUGCGUUUUUAAUAUAUUUUUUGGGUAGUUGACAUCAUAUGGCAUAACCAUGCUAAAAUUUUAACCAACAUUUAUUUAUUAUUAUUUAUAUACCACCAUUCAAAAUUUUGAGGUCAGUAAAAUAAAAAAAAAUAAUAAUAAAAAAUUUGUUUUUGGUGUUUUUUGCCUUUAUUACAAUAGGAUAGAGACAGAAAGCAAUGUGGGAGAGGGAGAGAGGGGGAGGAAUAGGGAAAGGUCCUCAAGCCGGGAUUCGAACUCGGGACACCUGUAACACAAUGGCGCUGUAUGUUGGCUUACUUGCCCACAAGGCUAUCAGCACCGACUUUUUAUAUAAUAUAAUAUAAUAUAAUAUAAUAUAAUAUAAUAUAAUAUAAUAUAAUAUAAUAUAAUAUAAUAUAUAUAUAUAUCAUAUCUUAUCUCAUAUCAUAUAUCAUAUCAUAUCAUAUCAUAUAUCUUUUUACAUUUACAGGGCUCAACGCUAAGGAUUUUUUCUACUGGCUCAGUCGGGCCACUGGUUUAGAUUUUUACUUGCCCGGUCAAAAUUCUCACUGGCCCUUCCACAAAAAAUGAAAUAGUUGCUGUUAUCAUUGUUUUUGUCCUAUGUUAUCUUAAUAAAUACGUAAUUCCACAGUAUACCACAGUAAAAACUACUAGCCUAAUAAAUAUAAAGUUCAAACAUUAUUUGUUUGUUAAAAAAUUGUUUUAUCAUUCUUAUUUUAUUACAAAUGAAAAGAUGAUUGAGGGAAAAAUAGCAGAUGGACUGAAAGGAUGCAAAUUCAGUCUCUGCCAGCAGGUGGCGCUUAUGGAAUAACGGUAUAACUAUGUUUCCUUGGUUACCGCUGUAACCAAAGCACUUAAAAAUGCAUUAUACAGAGGCAAAUCAAAAGUAAACGCCAUGUGAACUUUUCUUAAAACAGUAAAUUCCGCUCAGAGAUACAUUCAUAUACACCCCCAUUUCAGUAUUUAGAGUAGUAAUUACAAUAUUUCGCGCAUUGUGAACCGUGAUCUUGCUCUGCCUGCAACGGUAUUUUUUACUCUUUGCGUUCGCCUUCAGCGUCUCUGGCCUCUGUUGACGGAUGUUUAAAGAGUUCGUAAUUUUCCACACACAUGAUCUUUUGGCAUCUGUUACUUGUCAAGACAUGCAUUUGGACAUACUUUUGUAUGCGAGGUAUUUGUCCGUCAGAGACGCGUCUCUCUGUGAAAUUUUAUAUUAACAAGGCUUGGAACACCUGUAAAUGAAAAACUUUAAUGACAAAUUCGUCAGCUGUCCCAAGCAUCUUUCACGCUGGCCCCGGGCCAUCGGGAACUCCUUAUUUUCGAGCCCUGAUUUAGAAUUAAUUACUUUAUUUAUUUUGAAAGGAAUGAAUACUUGAAUUUAGAAAGGAUGCACUGAAUCGAUCAAAAGUAAAGACAUAAUUUUGCUAUUUAUAAAUAUAUAUAUACACAGAGUAGUCAGCAUUUGAAGUGGAUCAAAAAAGUUCAUCCAAAGUUGUCCUAAGACAAGAAUGGAUAUUGUUUUGAUUUUAGGACAACUGUGAUGAAAGGUUUUGAUCCACUUAAUGGAUCAAAAUCAUUCAUUUUAUUUCACAACAUUAAUUUUACUGUAUUUCUGAUCAAAUAAAGACAGCCUUUGUAAGCAUAGGAGACUUAGCGACCCCAAACUUUUGUGCAGUAGUGUAUAUUAAUAACCUUUAUGUAAAUUGUUGAGUGCUUUGGAUGUAGAAACCACCCGUGGUUGUGCUUCAAUUGCUUUGCCCUUUCUGCCGGUUUGCCACGCUCUGACCUCUGUCGGGUUUAGUUCUGUUUAUUAACUUCUUUUAUUUUGAGUUGAGCUGAUGAAUUCAGACAGGGCUAUAAGAGUAUGCGCUAAUGCAGACUCAAGGACGGAUCUGCCACUGUCAGUACAUGACAAAUAAGACCUCUAAAUGAGGCCUUUUAUGUCCACUCUUUCUAAAAACCCUGCUGAUGGUUUAGCGCUACUCCAUAUUCUAGGUAAUGAAUUCAAAACGAUCCCUAUUUACUUUUUAAAAAACGGCCAAGCUCAAAUUUUCCGAUGAGCCACCAUGAGCCUUUUUUAAGAUCACUAUCAAAGUCAUUAGCUCGCUUAUGUCAAAUUACCAGAGAAAUCUCAAUGUUCCUGUAAUGGAGAUAGAUGGCCUGUCCGUUUUUGUCAAUUCAGAGCCUUUUAGCUGAUAGUAUAUUUCAUAUAUAACCACUUCUGGUUUCAUUCUAAGCAUAUAGGCUAUUCCUCGCUGUUUUUUUCUCUCAGCGCAUGGUUGGAAAACCAUUCCCAAAUGAAGAGGAUAAUCCAGCUCUUAAAUGAAACAGUCUAGCUGGCCUAGUUGGCGCUUUCAUCGUGCCCGUUUUAUCAUUCCGACCCAAUUUGAAAAGCUGGUUAGGGAAUCAAACAUAGCGCUUUGUAAACUAGUCUAGCCGCGGUGGUGCUAUCAGUUUCAAGUAAUGAGGUUUGAACUGACAAAGCUGCUAACAAAGCGCUUAGCAUCAUGCUAAAGAGUCUAUCUGUAGAUAGAGAUGUUUGUUGCCUGAUACUGUGUGGAUAAGCAUGCUAGCUUGUUAUGAAACGUGUAGUUUGUUUAUUUCGUGUGUCGCAUGGUUUCACAUAUGGUAAAAGUGAGCGACUAGCAAUCAGGCAACUCAUUUUCCUCGCUUCGCAUUUGACGGUCAUCCGAAGUGAGGGUAAUUUUACAUAGCAGCGUGUUUUCAGCCUCUCGCCGGGUGUGAUAUUCGGGAACGUGUCUAAUUCCAGCCGUCUCUAAAUGAGUCUACGGCCAGCAUGUGGGAUCUUGUGCUCUCUGCAUGCAUAAUAUGCUGAAGAUAAUCAUCUCAGAGUUAGCGCAGCGUAGCAAUCCGUCGGCGCCAGCCUGAAAAGCGCUUUAUUGAUUCGUGUUAACGCAUACCGCAUGAUGCAUUUUCCCAUUUUCACUUUUUUGAUUGGCCUCGUGAUUUGAUUUAUGUGAUAUUGCACACUCCUCAUGUUUUAUCUUAAACAACGAAUGUUAAUAAAAAAGCAGAGAUGUAUUUCCAGAUUUGCAUAAAGGCCAAUGGUAGAGCUGAUCAGGAGUGCGUUGUGGGAAUCUGGCAUUUUUAAAUACUCAUCUAGGCUAUGAACCAUGCUAAGAUUGAUUUAUGUGUUUUGUUGUCUUUUUAUUUAUUACUUUGUGUCAACCGAUCAAGUUUACAAUGUUUAGGUCACCUGAACGGAGUCGUUUUAUUGAAAUGAAGGAAAUGCGAAACAUCUGUGAAUUUUGUAAAGAGUCUAUGACUGUUUUUCUACCAAGCUUGUUCUGUAUAUCAUUCUUUUGGGUGGGAACGGAGUGUAUUCGGGGAGGGCUUUGGGGUUUUUUAAAUGGUCGGGGUCGUGCAAUGAUCUGUAAUUAAGAUGAAACUAUAGACUGAAAAAAGACAUGAAAAUGAAAUAAAGUGUUAUAUUUGCAUGAUUUCCUGUAUUUUCAAUGAGCCUAAAAUUAUUGUUGUGUAUACUGAGUGGAUGUAUGUCAAAAACACUAUGAAAUUGAAAUUCAGAUUUUUUUUUUUUUUUCCUAUGACGUGUUGUCAUUUUAUUUCCCCCUGGGCUUAUUUUUAAGACACUGCUUCUACUGCCAUCACAUUUAACCUCAUUUACAUGUAUAAUAUAUUUAACUGCCGCAUAAAUGAAUCAAUUACUUGACGAAACAAUAGGUGAGAUUAUUGUCAAGUGUGACCAUUUACUCCAAAGCUGUAAAACUUUGUUUUUCUUUGGCCUUCAUCAUACAACUCAACUCAGUUCAUUUCAGUAUUAAGAUGAGCGUUUAUUGGUCGGAGCGGUCAACCGUUGAGAAUGCCGACAACAAACUAUUAGUGUUUGCGAAUUAAUCCCAUUAUCAAUUAAUGCCAACUCACCCCUAAGUGUUUGACCCAGGAAUGUAGAAAUUGCUUUAGUUAAUUAUUUUACAUAUUUAAUGUAAUCCAUAUAUAGUGGUGAACUUGAUGAGGCUCCUUCGGUAAAUUGGUUUCGGUGUCAUCUUGGUUGUUUGUCGUCUCCAGUGGCAUUUUCCAACCUGUUUUAUCAACAUAGCCCAGUGUUGGUUUGAGUACUUGAUGUUUGUCUACGUAAUUAACUCAAAUUAGCAAGAGGUUAAUGUAGAGAUGUUGGUCCACAUUCAAGAGCUUUAAAUGAAUAUGGUCACGUUUACCUCGCACCUUGAGUAGAGCUCCUCUAGGUUCCUCUUGUGCUGAAGUCUUUGUAGUUCUUUAAUGUUUUAACAGUCUUGAUUAAUCACCUCUCCUAGUUAUUGAUCGUUAGAUAUCCCAGAAGGCUGUCUUCAACUGCUUUCUUAAGAGAGGUGUAUUAUGAAAGCAUCUUUGAACUGUCAAAACAAGUCCUGAAGAGAUAAUUUGUCAUCUCGUUCGAUUUCUUGUCAAGAAAAAUUGACAAACUCUUCUGACAGUUGAACUUCUCUGGAAAGCCUUUAUUAAACAUCCCUCGAUGAGUUAAUUGUGAGAUACUUAUGUAUAAUUCAAAGUGUAAACUGGGAGUUGGAAGUCUGAAAACCACUUGCUCAGACUAUUAUGGCCUAAAUUCAAUCCAUCUUACAAAUAAACUCCACCAGCCGAAAUCGAUUGGACACAUUCUUGCUCCGACCCACGUGGGAGGGUGGAAAUAGCAUAUCUGCUGGUUGCAAAAGUCAAUUAGACCCUUGGGAGUCUUUGAGUGUUUGAUGGAAUUGUGUUUCCAUCAUAUUGAUAUGCUCAUUUGAGUUUUGCAUUCAAAAUCAAAAAUUAGCCAUUACACUGAUUUCGAGUAAUUGGGUUCUACAUCAAAAUGUGACCGUUGGCCUCUUGGUUCACCUCGACUUAAUUAACCCCUGACUCCAAGAGGACAAGAUGUUGGACAAGAGGUCAUGGGUUAUGUGCGCACCCCAUUACGAUGAAGGAUGAAGGAGAUUGAUUUUGGAUCCAUGUAUGAAAUAUUCUUCCCUCUGCAUGGACCCAUACAGUUAAUUCAGUUGAACACUGGUCCAUUGUUUAAUGUGACAUUUAUUGCUCUGUCCUUUUUCUUUCUUUUUCUUUUUUUGGUGAUGAUUCUCAUUCUUUGUCUCUCAAUUUCUGUACAAAAGAUCUAUUUCUAUAUUUGCAAUAAAUUUGUAUC